CCGCAGACCACCACUUCCUACCAACUGCCAAGAUGAUCAAGAUCUGGAGCAUGAAGAAGAAUGAAGACCAGGCCGCGAAGAAGCGGCCAAAGACGAGUGCGGCGCAGAUUCGGGUACAGAAGGAUCUGACCGAACUCGACCUUCCCUCAACGAUGCAGACGAAGUUCGCCGAUGAAGCUGAUAUCCUAAACUUCGAGCUCAUCAUCACCCCAGAUGAGGGCAUGUACAAGGGGGGCUCUUUUGAGUUUUCCUUCAACAUCAACGCGAAUUACCCUCACGAGCCUCCAAAGGUGAAGUGCAAGCAGGUGAUCUACCACCCCAAUGUAGACCUCGAGGGCAACGUUUGCUUGAACAUCCUCCGAGAAGAUUGGAAGCCGGUUCUGAACCUGAAUUCCGUUAUGGUCGGACUUCAGUAUCUCUUCCUCGAACCGAAUGCAGAUGAUCCUUUGAACAAGGAAGCGGCAGAGGAGCUUAAGCGCAACCGUGAACAAUUCGUCUACAACGUAAAGGUCUCCAUGCGGGGAGGCAGCAUCAAGGGCGUGCAGUACAACAAGGUCAUACCGUAACGAAAUACAUGCUGUGUCAGGUAUCAUCAUUCCUCCUGAGCGCGGUUCUCGUUCACUCCGACCGCGUACGCGCUAUAUACAACUGGGGACGGUCACAAUAGACCUAGAAGUGUACUAUUUUGUUGUGUCUGUACUGGAAUUUUGCACAUCUGAUAUUGUACGUCUUGUCGUGUUGCUUUCCUCGCUUGUCGUCAUUUCCUUGUAGCCACAUCUCUACAUUCAUUGCACAGUUCCG
Dichomitus squalens LYAD-421 SS1 is the source of this 801-nucleotide messenger RNA. RefSeq lists its product as uncharacterized. The coding region runs from base 33 to 566 and encodes 177 amino acids. NCBI's taxonomy places the organism in Eukaryota, Fungi, Basidiomycota, Agaricomycetes, Polyporales, Polyporaceae. The record is from RefSeq and is a predicted model, not a curated record. The transcript is spliced from 6 exons.